Messenger RNA from Oncorhynchus gorbuscha (pink salmon), 587 nucleotides. It is a transcript of the gene rpl14, whose product is annotated as ribosomal protein L14. Gene Ontology annotation, cellular component: cytosolic large ribosomal subunit; ribosome. Gene Ontology annotation, biological process: ribosomal large subunit biogenesis; translation. The record is from RefSeq and is a predicted model, not a curated record. The transcript has 6 exons. The coding region runs from base 142 to 558 and encodes 138 amino acids. Gene Ontology annotation, molecular function: RNA binding; structural constituent of ribosome. Lineage: Eukaryota; Metazoa; Chordata; Actinopteri; Salmoniformes; Salmonidae.
AGGUGGCGUGGUGAGCAUUCCGGAUUGUAAUAUCCAACCUUGAAAAAUACAUCCCUCACGUGCGCAUGCGUAUUUACAGAACGGAACGCGUUACUUCGUCGACCGGAAGCUUUGACGUCCUUUCUUAAGAGGACUGCCAUAAUGGUGUUCAAGCGCUACGUCGAGAUUGGCCGCGUCGCCUACAUCUCUUUCGGACCCCAUGCAGGCAGCCUAGUGGCCAUCGUCGAUGUCAUCGACCAAAACAGAGCGCUGGUGGAUGGUCCCUGCACAGGGGUGAAGAGGCAGUCGAUGCCUUUCAAGUGCAUGCAGCUCACUGACUACGUCAUCAAAGUACCACACAGUGCUCGUCAGAAGUUUGUGAGACGCGCCUGGGAGAAGGCCCAAGUCACCGAGAAGUGGGCAGAAAGCAACUGGGCCAAAAAGAUCGAAGCCAGACAAAAGAGGGCCCAGAUGUCCGACUUUGACCGCUUCAAGGUGAUGAAGGCCAAAAGGAUGAGGAACAAGAUCAUCAAGCACGAGGUGAAAAAGCUGCAGAAAGAGGCAGCGAAGAAGGCAUGAUCUAAAAUAAAUCCUCUGGUUGAAUUGUU